Drosophila rhopaloa is the source of this 2451-nucleotide messenger RNA. RefSeq names its product cysteine-rich protein 2-binding protein (gene Atac2). The record is from RefSeq and is a predicted model, not a curated record. Bases 71 to 2446 code for a protein of 791 amino acids. Gene Ontology annotation, molecular function: acyltransferase activity, transferring groups other than amino-acyl groups. The transcript is spliced from 5 exons. Lineage: Eukaryota; Metazoa; Arthropoda; Insecta; Diptera; Drosophilidae.
GGCAGCAUGGUAAAUUCGACCACCAUAAACAAAAGAUAAUUUGUUUAUUUUGGGUAGUUAAACCAACCAAAUGAAUCGCCCCAGUGACUGGGACGAUCCCCAAGGACCCUGCAGAUACUGUGAGUUGGCGGUGGAGGAUGACAACUACCUGGAGUGCCAGCAAUGCCGCCGAAUGGUCCACAUCAAGUGCUUGCCACAUGCGUGCACGCCCGGGGAUCUUUUGGGCGACGUUUUCUUCGAAUUCACGUGCGUCAAGUGCGUGGUGGACAAGCUGCAGGGAUCGGCUGUGCCCAUGUCCCUGGAACCCAUAAAGGAAGUGUGCAUACGCCAAAGGAUUCCUUGGCUAUUGGUGCUCACUCUAACCCUGUACAAUCUGUCCAUCAAACAGAAGGGUUUGGGCCACCACGGAUUUUUUCACUGGCGCACCCACAUCAUCAGCUUUGUGGACAAGAACUGGAACUACAUAUUUGGGACCCAUGUACGCCGCCGUAAGCAGUGGACUGGCUCCGUAUCCGGAGCUCUAUCGCACAACAGUCCUGAGUACUUUCAGUCGGGAUUGGAUGUCUUCCAGGAGCACGGCUGGUGGAAGCUGGCCAAGCCGUUUCAAACACCCAGAAGCGUCCUUAGAGAAUACGAGAAAAAGCAACUGCAGCGGCAGCAAUUGCGCAUUGAAAAGCGUUUGCCCGCCGCAGACGAGACCAGCUGCAGCAGCGAGAUUUCAGUUGCCGAUCACAGCCAGGACAACAAUCAGCCCUCCGGAGUAGUAGCUGAGACAAGCAAUGCUGCAGAGGGCUGUGCCCGUACCAUUCCAUAUAUGGGUCGGCAGCCAAAAGUGCAGGCACAACCUUUACCCUUGCCGCAAGAAACGCUGCCAACGCCACCAGCUCCUCUUGAAAGUAUAAUUCCAACCAGUCAGGAAGAGGAGGAGGAACCUCACCAUCAGCCUAUGAGCAUGGUUCAGGCAAGCCUAAUGGAUUUCCUGGCUGAGAGUUUAGGAGGCGAUGAUCUUAGCAUGUUUGGUAGCUUACCAGGCAUAAUGCCACCUCCACUGAUUGGAGCGGGCAAAAGUGAUUUUUUUAUCGCCGAACCAUUGCUUCAGGCGCCUUCGAAUAGUGCAGAUAGUGGAGGUCUGUACGAUAUGGAUACCAAUUUCGAUAUUCCAACUGCCACGAAAGAAAUCAAGGGGACUAAAGAGAUCAAAGAAGAGGCCAAAGACGAAACCCAAACCAAUUCAAACGAAGAAACCACCAUCGAAAGUAGUGAGGAGCAAAGAGAAGUCGAGGAGGAUGAAAAUAUGGAGGAGGAAGAAACCAUGGACUAUCAGCCACGCAUACUGCAGGUUACAAAUUAUCAGGCGCAAGAGCCAAGUGAAACCAUCAAGGAAGAGCUACUGGAAGAGGAGACUCAGGAUGAAAAUGACAGCAUAGAAGCUAAUUCCCCUUUCUUAGAGCCUUGCCAACCAAGUGGAUUUGUACGCCAACCCCGUAGAAAUUGGCCCUGGUUGCAGGAGGCGCAGGAUUCCGAUGACCUCGCCAUUCCCAGCGAGAAUCUCCAACUGAUGAGUGUUUACGAGGAGCAGAAGUUAUAUCAACGUCUUCAUCGAAUUUUCUCUUUGGAGCAGCAAUGCCAAAUAUCCAUACCUGCCUAUGUUAGGCGCUUGUAUCGAAAACUCUCCCUACGCAAAUGGAAAAGGGACCACAAUCGCCCUAUAUUCAACCUCGAUGAGCACAUAGAUCCCUUGGGAAGGGCUCGCUUGAAGAUGCUGGGUCAUCAGCAGGCUCAAAUAUUAGAUAGAUAUCAACUAUUGGCCCACUCGCGACAGGAUGCAAGGAGCUCUUUUCAUGCUCGUCUGGCAGGAUGCACUCAGUACGAGCUCUUUGAGUCGCCCUACUCUCAGAGAAUUCUCCACCCUUUUAUUUUCCGGAGCGAAACGAUGUCUCCUCCCUGGCUGAAACUCAUGUGCGAGCUGCAGCAUCGAGUAAAUCGAUCGCAUCCCACGAGAUCCACUAUUGACUUUUGCUUUGUGAGACCGCAGCAUAUUCCAGCGGUGAAUGCAUUGCUACAGAGUUCGUUCUGGCCCAAUAUUGAUGUGAGUGAGUGCCUUAGCUAUCCGGACUACAGUGUAGUCGCUCUGUACAAAAAGCUAGUUAUCGGCUGUGGAUUCCUGGUGCCCGAUGUGGGAUAUAAUGAGGCCUACAUUUCCUUCAUGGCCGUGCGUCCAAAUUGGCAGCGAAGUGGCAUCGCCAGCUUCAUGCUCUACCAUCUCAUCCAGACGUGCAUGUCCAAAGACAUCACGUUGCAUGUUUCCGCCAACAAUUCCGCUGUGAUGCUGUACCAGAAGUUUGGAUUCAAAAUGGAGGAAAUUAUCCUGGACUUCUAUGAUAAGUACAUGCCACUGGACUCGAAGCAGAGCAGAAAUGCAUUCUUUUUGAGAUUACAAAGAUAAGACGA